Drosophila grimshawi is the source of this 4210-nucleotide messenger RNA. It is a transcript of the gene Npc1a, whose product is annotated as NPC intracellular cholesterol transporter 1. Gene Ontology annotation, molecular function: lipid carrier activity. The record is from RefSeq and is a predicted model, not a curated record. Lineage: Eukaryota; Metazoa; Arthropoda; Insecta; Diptera; Drosophilidae. Gene Ontology annotation, cellular component: membrane.
CUCGUUUUAAUACUACAAGUGUGCACAGAUUCGUAGUAUGAACAAUAAAUUGUGUUUAAUUAAUUGUGUUGCUAAGACGUUAUAAUCGACUGCAUAAUGAUUGUACUACACGGUACCUCAACUGGCGUUAAAUUCUUCAUAUUUGGCAUAAUUGUCUCCUUAUUUGGAGCAUCAAAGCAGGAUUGCAUCUGGUAUGGAGUUUGUAAUCAAGAUGCUUUUUUACGCAACCAAUAUUGUUCCUACAAUGGCACAGCAAAGCCAAUGCCCGAAGAGGGUCUCAAAUUGUUAGCGGAAAGAUGCAGUUCCUUGCUUGAAGGCGAACAGAAGAACUUUUGCUGUGACGUUGACCAGAUAAAACUAUUAAAUAACAACAUAAAACUUGCUGCUAAUAUUCUCGAGCGUUGUCCAUCGUGUUUCAUAAACUUGUCCCGACAUAUUUGCCAGUUGACUUGCUCUCCGAAUCAAACUAAGUUCAUGAAAGUUGUUGCUACCGAAAAUAAUAAAAAUGGUACCUAUAUAACUUCUAUUGACAUACACAUAACAGAGGAGUAUAUCAACCAGACUUAUAAGUCAUGUUCUCAGGUGUCUGUGCCGCAAACCGGUAAAUUGGCAUUAGAUCUGAUGUGCGGGGCCUAUCCAGCAUCACGAUGCAGUGCGACAAAAUGGUUUACAUUCAUGGGCGAUUCAUCUAGUCCAUUUGUUCCCUUUCAAAUCACAUAUAUGCAACAUGCCACAAACGCAACAGAGAACGGAUUUACUCCACUUAAUCCACCAAUUACCCCUUGCCAACAGGCAGUAAAUAGUAAACUUCCAGCGUGCUCGUGUACAGAUUGUGAUUUGUCAUGCCCUCUAGCUCCAGAUGAACCAAUAAUACCCGAUCCUCUUAAAAUUGCUGGAUUCGAUGCAUUCACAGUUAUUAUGACAGUCGUAUUUUCGGUUGGCGUAAUUGUCUUUCUUAUGGGAUCGUUCCUAUUUACAAAAGACUCAAUAAAUGAUGCAGACUUUCACAUUGAAAAUGAUGGAGUGACAGAUGAUUCGAUGUAUAGACAGGAGCCAAGAUAUUUUGAAAAGCUUGGUGCGCGUACAGAGUUUUUUUUGGAAAACCUAUUCACCAGAUGGGGCACAUUUUUUGCAAGUCAUCCAUGGAUGACUUUACUUGCAGGCGCAACCAUUGUUGUUGUUUUGGGAUAUGGCGUAACCUAUGUACAGAUUACUACAGAUCCAGUUGAACUUUGGGCAUCGCCUACCUCAAAAUCUAGAACGGAAAGAGAAUUCUUUGAUUCCAAAUUUGAACCCUUCUUUAGAAUCGAACAGGUUAUAAUCAAAGCGGUAAACUUGCCAAACAUUGUACAUAAAACUUCGAACGGGCCAAUUACAUUCGGGCCCGUAUUUGACAAGAAUUUCCUAGCCGAAACUUUGAAUCUGCAGGAGCAAAUCCAAAAUAUCAACGCAAACGGAACGUUUUUAAAAAACAUAUGCUAUGCACCCCUGAAGGAUGACAACACAGAUGUUGCAACUUCUGAUUGUGUUGUCCAAACAAUUUGGGGCUAUUUUCAAGACGACAUAGAACGACUUGAUGACAAUAGUGAAGACAAUGGAUUUAAUGUUACCUACUUAGAUGAUUUGUACGACUGCAUCAGUAAUCCAUAUUUGUGUUUAGCUAACUACGGCGGACCUGUAGAUCCAGCUGUUGCCUUAGGCGGAUUUCUAAAGCCGGGUGAACAACUUUCGGCCAGUACACAAUAUCAGCAAGCAGAUGCUUUGAUUCUCACAUUUUUGGUUAAAAAUCAUCAUGAUAAAAAGGAUCUAAAGCGUGCACUAGAAUGGGAGAAGAGCUUUGUUGAGUUUAUGGUUAGCUAUAUAAAGAAUAAUAAGAGUGAUUCAAUGGAUAUAGCGUUCACAUCGGAGAGGUCAAUUGAAGAUGAAUUGAAUAGGGAAUCACAGUCGGAUGUCUUAACGAUUCUAGUUUCAUACAUUAUUAUGUUUAUAUACAUAGCGAUAUCCUUAGGACAUGUACAAGAGCUUAAACGAUCACUAAUUGAUAGUAAAAUCACAUUGGGCAUUGGCGGUGUUAUUAUAGUCUUGGCCUCUGUGGUCUCUUCGGUGGGUCUGUUCGGAUAUAUUGGCCUACCUGCCACAUUAAUCAUUGUCGAGGUAAUACCGUUUUUGGUACUGGCAGUGGGUGUCGAUAAUAUCUUCAUUCUAGUGCAGACUUAUCAAAGGGAUCAGCGUAGAACCGAUGAGACAACCGAACAGCAGGUGGGUCGCGUUCUCGGACAUGUUGGCCCAAGUAUGCUAUUGACAUCGGUGAGUGAAAGUUGUUGUUUCUUCCUCGGUGGCUUAUCCGAUAUGCCGGCGGUGAAAGCAUUUGCUUUGUAUGCAGGCGUCGCUUUACUAAUCGAUUUUAUAUUACAAAUCACAUGCUUUGUCGGAUUGUUCACUUUGGACACAAAACGUAGGGACGAGAAUCGUUUAGAUAUCUGUUGCUUUAUCAAAUGUAAAAAGUCCGAUGUUGUGCACAAUAGUGAGGGACUGCUGUAUAAGUUUUUUAAGAGCGUCUAUGUGCCAUUUUUGAUGAAGAAGGUUGUCAGAGCAAUUGUUAUGAUCAUAUUCUUUGGUUUACUUUGUGCUAGCAUUGCUUCUGUGCCCAAAAUUGAUAUUGGACUUGACCAAGAGUUGGCAAUGCCUGAGGAUAGUUUUGUUUUGCAUUAUUUCAAAUCGCUGAACAAACAUCUCAAUAUUGGGCCCCCAAUGUAUUUUGUUCUCAAGGGCGAUAUCAAUUAUGCAAAUAGUACUAAUCAGAAUUUGGUUUGCUCGGGCCAAUAUUGCAAUGAUGACAGCGUGUUAACACAAAUUUACAUGGCGAGCCGACGAUCAAACAUUUCAUAUAUUGCACGCCCAGCUUCAAGUUGGGUCGACGAUUACUUUGAUUGGGCCGCUUCGUCUGAUUGUUGCAAAUACAAUCCGAAGAAUGGCAGCUUCUGUCCACAUCAAGAUUAUUCAUGUUCGAACUGCAAAAUCCCGAAAAACGAUUUGAAACGGCCAGAUGAACAUGAGUUUGGAAAAUAUCUACCGGGUUUCCUGCAUGAUAAUCCAGAUGAGUUAUGUGCCAAAGCAGGUCAUGCUGCCUAUAGCGGAGCAGUGCGGUAUUCCUAUGACAAAAAUGAAACACUCAGUGUGGACGCUUCAUAUUUUAUGGCUUAUCAUUCAAUACUAAAGACAUCGAAGGACUAUUACUUAGCUUUAGAAUCAGCCCGAAAGAUAUCAGCUAACAUAACGCAAAUGUUGCAAACCAAUCUAAUCAUAAACGGACUACCAAUGGACUCAGCUUUACAGGUCGAAGUUUUUCCGUAUUCAGUAUUUUAUGUUUUCUAUGAACAAUAUUUAACGAUGUGGUCAGAUACGUUACAAAGCAUGGGAAUCUCUAUACUUUCCAUUUUUAUAGUUACAUUCAUUUUGAUGGGCUUUGAUAUACAUUCCGCGCUUGUUGUAGUCAUCACUAUAACAAUGAUUGUUGUUAACCUUGGGGGCCUUAUGUAUUAUUGGAAUAUAUCACUCAAUGCUGUGUCAUUGGUCAAUCUUGUUAUGGCUGUUGGAAUCUCGGUAGAGUUUUGUUCGCAUCUAGUGCAUAGUUUUUCCGUCUCAAAAGAGUUGAAUCAAAUAGAUAGAGCUACAGAUAGUUUAACAAAAAUGGGUAGCUCAAUAUUUUCAGGUAUAACUCUUACAAAGUUUGCCGGAAUAUUAGUUUUAGCUUUUGCUAAAAGUCAAAUUUUCCAAGUAUUUUAUUUCCGUAUGUACCUCGGAAUUGUAGUUAUCGGAGCAACACAUGGCUUAAUCUUUUUGCCAGUUCUGCUUAGCUAUAUUGGUGCACCGCCAAAUAGUGCAAGGCUAGAAUCGCAAAGCCAUGAAAACGCUGAACAGGAAACUUCGUUAUCGGGGGCUAGAUAAUUUUUCAUUUAUAUAUUAAGCAUAUUGUACAAUGUCAGAAACGAAAUCAAAGAAAUCUCGAAUGACACAAAAUUGUCAACUGUUAAAACAUUCUAUUUAUGUCCUAAAAUUGUAUUAUUAUAUUAUUUUUGUUGUUCAAUCUUGGCGAAGUAUUCUAUACUAUUUUCUUUUUUUUAGAUGUUUAUGUACAACACUAUUGAAUUGUUUAGUUAAUUUCUUUAGAAAACAUUAUGUGUAUGUAAACUGGCUAAGGUGUGAUAAA